Molecule: messenger RNA, 8205 nt
Organism: Spirodela intermedia
Lineage: Eukaryota; Viridiplantae; Streptophyta; Magnoliopsida; Alismatales; Araceae
Source: the annotation of a GenBank genome assembly
AUGAUGUUUGGUAGUCAGAAGGCUGGAUUUACUUCCUACGUAUUCAAAUGGAAACGGCAAGGCGAAUCAUCAUUAUCGACUGGAUUGAUUGAUGACACUUCUCCUGAAAUAGAAUUAUCUGAUUAUCGAAGGCUACCAGGUUCUGGUAGUGAGAGUCCAUCUGGACUCCUUAAUGGUGAAGGGUUAACAUCUGAGCCAAUUGCUGAUUUAGAUCUAUUCUUUUGGAGGGUGUACAAUUAUUACUGUGAGAAAGGACUUUGGUGCAUUAUUGUCAAGUGGGUUGUUGAGCUCUUGAGUUUGGGGUUUACAUUGUGUUUCUCUGGUUUCUUCCUACUCUUUGUUGAUUGGCAUGGGCUUCGCAAUGCUAAGUGCGGGAUGGAUGCUGUUGAGUCAGGAAUUAAGCCCUGUGACCUGGCAAAGGAGGCUCUUCAUACUCAUCCCUUAGCUCCCUUUACAGUCACGAAAGGGAUCAUUGUUGGCUACUUGGCAUUGUUAGCUUUCUAUCUUUUAUUCUGCUUCGUGAGAUUCUUUGUACAGUUGAAAGACACAUUGGAAGCUCGUAAAUUCUACACUAAUAGGUAAGGAUUGAGAAUACCAAUGGAUACAUGGCUAGGUUUUAAGGACAAAUUGCACAUGAUCUAAAAGUAUGUCUUUUUUUGUAGCCUUUGUAUUACUGAUCGUGAAGUCCAGACCAUAUCCUGGUCUGCAGUUUUAGAUAAGGUUGUUCAAGUACAAAAAUCUCAGAAGCUCUGCGUUGUAAAAGAUCUGUCUGCACAUGAGAUUGUGAUGCGAAUAAUGCGCAAAGAGAACUACUUAAUUGGGAUGAUCAAUAAAGGUGUUCUCUCUUUCCAAGUGCCUUGGUGGAUUCCUGGGGCUGGUCCUGAAGUCAAGUCUGGAUCUGGUGGAAAGAAUAACCAUCUGAUGCUGCCAAAAACUCUUGAGUGGACUUUAAAUUGGUGCAUACUUCAGAGCAUGUUUGACAGGUAUUCAAGUCUGUCUUUAUCAAAUCAUACUAGGGAACUUGAAUCUAUAAUUGUAGAUUUAUUUGCCUUUUGAAUCUACAAGGCAACUUUAUCAGAUCUUUUGAGGAUUUUUUUCAGUUAUUUACUUUCCUUUUUUGUGCAAGUUCUGGUAUCUGGUACUUAUAAUUUGAUUUUUUGAUUUUAAGUGUUCAUUAUUAUCAAGUUGUAGCGACUAUCAAGUUACAAAUGCGAGGAACACUAAUAUCUUCUCUCCAGCGCAUGUCCAAAACCAAAAUUCCAUGAGAUAGACAUUCAUAGAUUGUGCUGCAUUGUUCACAAAUACAAGGAAUGUAUAUAUCCUCUCUCCAAUGUAUGUCCAUGCCCUUAUUACCUCCUCUGUCCCUGUGUGUGUGUGGGUGGGUGGGGGAGGGGGGGGUGGGGGGUGUUAUGGGAGCCUUACAGCUCGUACUGCCCACAUAGGACUUCAUGGCACCUCCACCUUUGAACUGGGAGCAGCUCUGAACGGCCUACUUCUAAAUUCGCUUAUUGAAGUCAAUGUCAACAACGCCCUGAAAGAGCAUCAAGUGAGGGCAGUAGGGAGGGAGAUAUUCACAAAUUGUUUAGCUCCAACAUCCCAUAACCAACAAACUUUCUCAUGUAGAGCCUCUUAAGUUAGAUUUCGUUGGCCACCUAAAGUUGCAUCUUUCCUUUAUUUUUGAUCUUGCUUGAGUAUAGUAUGUCAAUGUUCAUGCAAAACCCAUACAACAUCAUGUAAAUUGAGAUAUAGUCAUAGAUACAGCAUCACUACUUCAUGCUUAAUAUAUUUAUUCAUUGCAAUAGACACAUCAUCUUCUUGAUUCUUUGUUCCUUUAUGAGAAGUCCAUGACCACGGUCGGCUUAAUUAUUUUUCUAUUAAGUUCCCUGUAAGUAUGGAUUGCUUAUCUCCACCUUUUUUAUCAAUCGUACUGCAUUAUAAUUCUCUUACUUAAGGAAUAGGUUCCAAAAACACAAAUGAAGAACUCUUGCUCGUUGCUGUCAGCCGUACUAAAUUGGUUGGCUUAUUGAUCCACUGUCUUUAUGUCAUUUCCAAAUUUACGACUGGUCUGUAGUUGCUUAUCAUGCAUAUUUUCUCUCCUUUCUCUGCUUCCAGAAGGUUGAAUUUCAAGGUUUCUUUCCUUUGGAAAGUGUUCCCACUGUGAACUGUCUAAAACCAUGUCAUCUCUGGUUAACUACUAGAUAAAAAAAAUCAAUCACUUCUUUCUAAAUGGAUCUAUUCUAAUGUCACAACAACCGGCGAUUUUACUGAGAAUUUUAUUGUUUGUGUAAUUUCAUUGACUUUAGCAUUGCAGGCGUGUUUUCCUUAUGAUUUAUUUUUCUAUCGUCAAAUUGCAAUAAAGUCUAGCCUUAGCAUAUAAGUAUUUCUGAUAGAUGCCAUAUGGUUGCUAAUAUUUUUCUUUUUUGUUAACACUGGGUUUCAUAUUUUGCAGAAACUUUUGUGUCCGGCGUGACUUCAUUGAUAACCCUUCAUCAUUGAGAAAGAGGCUUAUGAUAGUUGGGCUUCUAAUGUUUCUCAUUUCUCCUUUCCUUGUUAUUUUUUCACUGGUAUAUCUCUGUUUAAGGCAUGCUGAGCAGUUCUAUAACCAUCCAAGCACUGCAUCAUCCCGAAGGUGGUCUAACUUGUCAAAGUGGAUUUUUAGGGAGUUCAAUGAGGUAUUCCUUAUUUCCAAAUUACUUAACAAUAGACUGUCUUUUUUGGUUUCACAUACGAACGUUACCUGUAGAUUGUUUGACUAUGAAUGUAAGAAUAUGAGAUUAUUUUUUGUUUGGCAAUGAAUGUGCUUCCCAAGAAAAGAUGCUGUGCUGAUUUCAUUUAUGAGGGAGAGUUUUAUGCAUCUCGCUAAAUUUUGGUCAAAAGGCAAAUCUAUCAUAUUAUUUCCGUUUAGUAACAGAAUUAUACUUUAUCUUUGCACUGAUACAAGGAAAAGAAAACCCAAAGGGUGAAAAAUAUGGAUGACGUACACAGGGAAGUCUGGAGAAUUUUUUUUGUAUGAUUUUAGGAAGUGAAAUAGAAAAGAGAUCUAAGGGCCUAUCUCAGAGAAUGAUCUGCAUUAAUUCAGGGUAUUGACCGCUGUCUCCCGGUUUAUGUUUUUUCUGGUUCUUCCAUAUAUGCAUUUGGGUUGUAAGCAAAACUGUUGGUUGAUGAAUUCCUUACUCAAUUAUCCCUUAACUGGUAACUAGCUUCUAAUUGUUAUUUGUUUCAGCAAUGAAUAGAGAUUCGCUUCCUUUACAGAAAAAAUGGAAGAAAAUGCAUCCAGGGUUUAGAGAAUCCUUUUGAAACCUAAAGGAAUAAAGGGAAGAAUGACGAGCCCACUACAUGCCCGCUGAUCAAAUCAGUCAUCAUUUUCAGACUUCAGGCAUGCCUAUAUCAUCCUACAGAGUUCCUUGAAGGAUCGUGCGUGCAGGAGACAUUUAUUAGAAACCAGAAGAGAUGCACAAGAAGCUACAAAAUUCAUGCUGAGGGCUUCAAAAUGCUACCCAAAGGCCAACCAGGUUUCUGUGGAAAUUUAAAGGGAAUCUACAACUUCUUGAUGUCUAGCUAUAAUUUAAAAAUCGAAAGAUGAGCGAUACAGAUUGGUCCAGCUUUUGUGGAUGAUUCAUGAGCCUUAUUCAAUCAAUCUAGGUUGGAAAAGAUUAAAUACUUUUAGGACUUGACAAGAAUACUAAUUGCAUCACCCUGAUUGCACUCAGCUUCUUUGCAGGACUCGAGUAUAGGCUUAAAGUAAAAAUGAAGCAAGUAUCGACAAAAGUUUUCUUGCUUUUAGAUAAAUUGCAUACCUGGAGAUGAUACAGUGAAUGUAGACGAAAAAAGAUCGUUGAAUACACUAAAAUAUGAAGUGGACUUGGUGCAAAAUACGAAAAAAUGCAAGAGUUUGCAAUAACCCAAAAGAAACAAACAAAAAGAAUGUAGGCAGCAGGAACAGAGAAUGCCUCAUUGAUUAACCUUAAAGUCUGGGAUCAACUACCCGAAAUCUACCUCUUCGUAUGUUUCUUUCAGAGUUUCACCAAACGAUAAAUUAAACCUUCCCACUGAAAUUCCUAUCCCGAGGGUGAUUGUUUAAUGGUGAUAGGGUAAAAGCAGUCAAAUGCCUGCACUGACGGUUGGACUGCUGCACUAUGGUUGACCGCAGAUUGGUGAGAGUGGGGAUGCCCAGAGCCUAUGACAUUAUAAUUCACAGAUGCAUGGGUUGGGCCCCCAGCCAAAGCGAUCAUGCGGGUUGCAUCGAACUGCAUAGAUACAGAGCUAUGCUUCGCUUGUAGCAAUACCGUUAUGCCAAAGUGGGUUGUGGAUUCCUAGAUAAAAUUGCCAUAUUUUCUUGCUUUGAGUUGCGUGUAUGUUUUCAUAAACUAUUCUGCAUGUUCCUCAUUCAUUCAUCACUACUGUGACAGGUUCACUAGAAUAAUCUAUGCUUUUGUUCUCUCUUCUUCUGGACUCCGUUAGUGAUCUUAAUUUCAGUGAUGUGAUCUUUCAAUGAUUGGAGAAAAUGGCGGUAUAUUUUUCCACGUAAUAGAAUAUCACUCAUCUUUUUUAUAUUCUUCCUUACAGGUGGAUCAUUUGUUUAGAUACCGGACCAAUGCUAGUUUACAGCAUGCAUCUGGUUUUCUAAAGCAGUUCCCCUCUCCUAUCAUUUCUCUGGUUGCCAAGUUCAUCUCCUUUGUCUCUGGAGGCUUUGCUGCUGUCCUGAUCAUAAUUGCUUUUCUUGAAGAAUCACUGCUGGAGGGGCAUGUAAAGCACUCAAUCACAUUAUAUUACUCACUUCCUGCAAUGUUUACUGCGUGCACUGACAAUUCAUCUUGAUCGCCAUGUAUACAGAUCUUUGGCCGCAAUUUGUUCUGGUAUGCUGCUGUAUUUGGAACUGUGACUGCGAUCAGUCGAGCUGCUGUGUCCGAUGAGCCCCACGUUAUUGACCCAGAGGGUGCAAUGUCUCUCGUUGUCCAACAUACUCAUUAUAUGCCGAAGAGAUGGCGUGGUAAAGAGAAUACCUAUUCAGUCAGGAGGGAAUUCGAAACCUUAUUUCAGGUAAGAGUAUUUUGUAGACUUCCUGGCUUACUGAAAGUGCCUUUAUAGCCAUUGCAUCAAUUUUCAUUUAUCUAAAUCCUCUAAAGUCAUUAAGUAGUCAAAAUAAUCUUGUUGAUUUCUCCAUUCAUGCAAGAGAUCGUUUGGUUGUCACCCUUGAUUACCUUCACUUAUUCACUGUUAGAAGGUAGUUUGCCCAGCUUUAUAUAUAUAUCGUUGUAUUACACAUAUGUGAUAAGACCUACAGUUCAAUAAAUUACUGCACUAUAAGUCGUGGCAAUCUCCGGUAGAAAUUCAACCGUGUAUAUAAAUGGUUGAUUCCAGGUAUUUCAAUUAAGGCUAUUAUUAUGGAAAUGGAGGCAAAAACGGGCAGAAAAGAUUUGUUUUUUUCCCCCCCUCCUCAUACCUUGAUUGCAAGAUGACAAGAUUUCACGCCAAUAGGCUCGUUCCUGCUGUUCUUGGCAGAGAGUAGGAAAAAAGUGUGUUAAAGAGAUUCCUUGCAUCCAGGGUUUUCAGAAGAACUAUUGCAUCUGGUUUGAGAUAUCUUCAUUCUUUGAUAGCCCGUGAAAAAUGAGACGAAUCAUCCCUCGAAGUUGAGAUCACAGCUCUUGGUUUUUUGCCUCUCAUAAGUAUAUGUUCCCAUUGGCAAUAUUUUCAGACCAUACCCAAUCUUAUAGUUGUGUUUGAUAGGAAAAGAGAGCUGUUUUCUUCACAGUAUGCCGAUCAGAAACCACAAUCCGUUGGAUAGUAAAAUGCAGAUAAAAAAGGAAAUCCGUGCAUACUAGCCUGAGACAGACUUUGACUUUUUUAUGCCAUCUUUGCCCAUCCUUUUUUUUUUCCAACUCAUCAUUUAUAAUCAUUGUCAACGAACUCUCCCCGUGGACUUGCAUACCCUUAAGUAUCAUGUGGGAUUUAUCUCUUCUCCUUUUGCAUAAUUCCCAAUCCUUUCCCUCCCGAUUUAGUAUCAUAAAAAUUAGCGAUAUUUGUGAUACCCAUCGAGGAGUGCCCGAAAUCCAAUGUGAGCGUAAGUCAACUGGAUCCAGGUUUAGAGAGGAGAUAGGAUCCGUGGAAACUCAUAAUUUUUGCUCCGUUUCACGCUACACACAUUCGUUGUUGACACUGAUCUUUAUGAUGAAUGUGUCUCACUAUAAAUCCAGUACACUGGGAUGAUGCUGCUGGAAGAGAUGGUCUCAAUCUUCCUCACUCCAUUCCUGCUAGUAUUCGCUGCACCAAAGGUAUGCAUGCUGAGAGGCUUUUAUUGGUUGACUUUCUGGGUCUAGGUGGAGAAAGUGUCACUGAGAGUUGACUUUCCUGUCAUGAUUUCCACAGAGGGUCGAUGACAUCCUGCGGUUCAUCUCAGACUUCACCGUUCAUGUCGAAGGAGUUGGCCAUGUUUGCAGGUUGAUUUGUAUGUUUGUCUUCCGAAGUGAAGCUGUGGCAUCUCAAUUCAUGUGCCCAGUCUCUGACCACUCUCUCUCUUGGUAUUUAAUUAUAGUUUUAGUACGUUUGACUUCCAACGUCACGGAAACAGCAAAUAUGGUUCUCCAUUCAGUGCUCCGCGUGAGCAGAGGAGUUCCCAAGGGAAGCUGGAGAAAUCGUUCUUGAGGUACUUCUCAGCAAGUCUCCCUCCCUCCUUCAACCUGUUUUGACCUAUUGGCUCAUCUUCUCUCAUUUGUUUCCUAAUUUAACCCUGAAUUCAGCUCUCUCUCUCUCUCUCUCUUCUCUCUCUCCCUCUCUCUCUCUUCUCUCUCCCUCCCUCUCUCUCUUCUCCCUCUCUCCCUCUCUCUCUCUUCUCCCUCUCUCUCUCUCUCUCUCUCCCUCUCUCUCUCCCCCCCUCCCUCCCUCCCUCUCUCUCUCUCGAUCUCUUAAAGGGAAGCAUCACAGUUGUUGGAAUUUCCAUAUUUAAGUCGAUGGUGAUCCUUGUAUCGCUUGUUCUAGUCGCUCAAAAGCUUAUUAUUAUUAUUAUUAUUACAUGCCCGGUGCUUUUAUUGUCGUCAAGAAUUCUUGCUCUGAUCUUUCGAGUUGGUGCUUAUCUGCCCUCACAGUGCCUUCCUGACUUGGGAUCCUCAUUUUCUUCCCCCCACGUAAAAUCCUCUCAUUUUUUCUUAUUAUUAUCAUCAUCAUCAUCAUUGAGAAUCAGACGAGGGAAUCAAGUAAAUCCCACCAGUCAUCAUCGUUUGCGCUUUUAUUAUCAUUAAUAUUUCCUUUUUUAGGUCUGAUUGAACAUCGUUUAUUAAUCUAUUUCCCCACUUCCCUCCCACACGCAGCUUCCAGAACGAGUAUCCUGAGUGGGAACCGGAUGCGCAGGGCCUGCAGCUCCUGGCCACUCUCAGGACCUUCAGCGAAGAACAGCUGCUCUUGCCCUCCUCCUCCGACGAGAUCCCCUGGUUGUACUCCUCGCCAUUUCUCCACCGGCGGCAGCAGCAGCAGCAGCAGCAGCAGCCUUCUUCUUCCCUUAGCUCGAGGGCCCAGUUCCCGAGGGCUCCGAGGGAUCUUCACCAUCUCCUCCUCCACAGGAGAAGAAACUGUGCUGCGGAAGAUCACAGGGCCCUUCCCUGCGUGCUCAACUGGUACUACGUCGCUCGGGCUGAGCAGGGCGGCGCCGCCGGCCCCGCGGCGGCGCCAGAGGAGGAUCUGCCGCCGGAGAGAUUCUGGCCGCCGGAGGAGCUACCCACAUUGGAGGAGGAGGGCCGGCAGCGAUCGCACAUCCACAGCUCUGGCUCCGGCACCAGCUUGUUCUUUCAGCACUGGGACAGCAGCGGCGGCGGCGGCGGUGGCGGUGCCCCCUGGUGGGCGAGGGCCACCGAGGGGGGCUCCGUCCAGGCGAGCUUCAAGGAGCCCUCGAGGUCCCUCUUCCAGAACCCUGCCGCCCGCCGAUCAUUCACCUGGGACGCCGGCGAUGAGGGGCCCACGGUGGCUGGCGGCGGCGACAUGGGCGCCGCACAGCUGAGAGGCUCCGCCGGGCUGUCUAGGACCAGGCUCUUCUCGGACAGCACCCACGAGGAAGAAUUUAACCUUCCCUUCGACAUUGACCCGCCGCCGCUGGGCGGCCUGAGCGGAGACAGCCCGCCGGCGGCGGCAGCGGCGGCGCCGCCCCCCUUGGAGGGGGAGGACUUCUCCCUCAGGGAGCCCCCCCGCCGCCGGGAAGGCCGCAUUCAUAGCUUCUGA